CCACAGCAUCGUCCUAAAUUCGUUCGUUCUUUCGCUCGUUCUUUCGCUCGAUUGAAAUAAUUACUUUAAUUGUUGUCAGCUUUAAAUAAAGAAGCUACCAUAUCCUAUUGGUCAUUAUGGAAUAAAUGAUCGCAGGAUAUUUUCGCGCGAAAAUCACGUGCCCACUUGAUUACAUUGGGAGCGGGGUGAAAUUCAAUUUAAACCUGCGAUCAGUUAUUCCUUACUGCCCAAUAUCGUCCAUCUAGUUGAGUCAGGUAAUUAACUUAUGUUACGGUGUUGUCUUUUCUGUUUGUAAUUUAAUUGUCUUGCCUGUGCUAAUUAUGAAUGAUAUAUUUCGUAUUUAAAAGAUGACGCAGAUUUGAUAAAUUAGUUUUAGCUUUACUUUGAUUUAAUUAAUUUUCUUUCUGAUUAAGAAUGAGGAAAGAAAGAAAAAUGAGGUGAAGCCCGAUUAUCCGGGAGGUUUUGGCGAUGCUGGCGCUGGUCCAUAUGGAGAAGCGAAGAAUUCGGCUGCUGGCUUCUGGGGGAAGCAAGACAUAGACAGACAAGCUAAAGAGUAUGACGACGCUGACGACGACAUUGGAUUUUUAAAGAAAAAGCGCACUCGCUACGUGAAUGGAAGAAAGGUGGAAAUUCCAGCCUCUGAGCCAAUAAAUCAGCGCUUAUUGACCGUGGCGCAGAUGAACGAUCCGCACUACAAUUGGGAGAUCCCACAGAAAAAGACCCCCAGCGUCACAGCAGUAAAGGAAGAAGAAGAGGGUGAUGACAAGGAACGCCGAUUCUUGUCCUGAUCCUGUGGCCAACAUUGAUAAGAAGAAGGGUUGCAUGAUCACAAACCCACAAGGAUUGACCAAAUCGGAGCGAAAAGCUUAUCGAGACGAUGUGGUCAAGAAUAUUUCUCAGCAGAUGACGUCUGAGUGUGUUCUUCGUUGCGAGAAAAGAGGAGUUUCGACGGGUCGAUUUAUUAGAUCCCCGUCCGGUGAACUUCAUGAAGUAAAAGAGGAAGCCGAAGAAGAAGAGAGUGAAGAGGAAGAAGAGGAAAGGCCUGUAACACCCAUAACUCGCCGACCUGAUUGGCUAUAUAAUCCAAGAAGAACCUCCGCACCUUGAUAUGAAUUGCGCUUGGAUAUGCAAUCCUUGCCGGAUGAAGACGACGUUAAGUAAAUCUAAGUUGGAUCAAAAAAGCUAAAAUCGUUGACUAAUCUCUGCUUUAAAUGGAUUAUCCCAAAUCGACCAUAAAAUUCUUUCAUUGAGUUUUUUUUACUACUACUACUACAACUAUAAUACUCUAAACUAUAAUUCAGUAAAAGAUGUAAAAUUAUUUCCAGCUCAUGUCAAUUCAUGAAUCUACAAACAUACAUA
This is a messenger RNA of Folsomia candida, 1359 nucleotides long. RefSeq lists its product as uncharacterized. The record is from RefSeq and is a predicted model, not a curated record. Bases 760 to 1107 code for a protein of 115 amino acids. Lineage: Eukaryota; Metazoa; Arthropoda; Collembola; Entomobryomorpha; Isotomidae. The transcript is spliced from 2 exons.